AUGAGCAUCCUGCUGCCCAACAUGGCGGAGUUCGACACAAUCUCAGAAAUGGAGGAGGAGGAGGAAGAGGAGGAAGAAGUGGCAACGUCGUCGUCGCCAUCCUCUUCACCAGUGUCAGGCCAAGAGGACGACGAAGAGCAAGAUGAGGAAGAAGAGGAAGCGUCAGCACCUCUCCCGCCUCGGGUAGUGAGCGAAGAAAAUCUGAGAAAAUAUGCUCCAGACCCUGUGUUGGUUCGGGGCGCCGGCCACAUCACUGUGUUUGGCUUGAACAACAAGUUUGAUACCGAAUUUCCCUCAAUUCUAACAGGAAAGGUAGCCCCAGAAGAAUUUAAGACCAGCAUUGGCCGUGUGAAUGCAUUUUUGAAAAAGGCUCUUCCAGUCAAUGUGAAAUGGCUGCUUUGUGGCUGUCUCUGCUGCUGUUGCUCACUAGGUUGCAGCUUGUGGCCUGUUAUUUGUCUCAACAAAAGAAGCAGAAGAUCAAUUCAGAAGUUAUUAGAAUGGGAAAAUAACAGAUUAUAUCACAAGCUUGCUUUGCACUGGAAGUUGACUAAAAGGAAAUGUGAAACUAACAAUAUGAUGGAGUAUGUAAUACUAAUAGAAUUCUUACCAAAAUAUCCCAUAUUCCGACCUGACUGAGGAAUUAUGUUCAGUCACUCCUGUAUUAGCUGUCAUCUCCUACCCUUAGUGCCUUGUAGGUGAUUUUUGGAAUGAAGAUGAUCUCUUUUUGUUUUGUUCUUUUUCAAAUUAUUCUGUAUAAAGAUAGAAUAUUCUCCCUGCAUUUUUGUGUUGGUUUAAGAAGAAAAUUUACACAUCUUUUU
Messenger RNA from Elephantulus edwardii (Cape elephant shrew), 818 nucleotides. Its product is annotated as cysteine-rich hydrophobic domain 1 protein-like. The record is from RefSeq and is a predicted model, not a curated record. Lineage: Eukaryota; Metazoa; Chordata; Mammalia; Macroscelidea; Macroscelididae. The transcript has 6 exons. Bases 1 to 636 code for a protein of 211 amino acids.